AUACUACAAAUCUCAUUGAGUUAUCAAAUCACUUAUAUAUAUUAUCAUAAGAGAGUUAACUACUCUUUCCCAAUGAGGAUUUCUUCUUCUCUUUUCCAAUGGGCACUUCUGUGCUUAUGUGCUCUGAGUUUCUGCCAAGCUUCUUCAGAGGAUACAGGUAUUAAAGAUGAAGAUAUGUUUUUUCCAUUACCAAAGACACCAUCUUUUAAGAAACAUUAUGACUUUUUUCAUCGCCCCAUUCCAGGGUUUGAAAAGCCUCUUCCUCCAACAACUCCCAUUUAUAAGCCAGAACCAAAGUCGGAGCCAAAAGUAGAGCCAAAACCAGAUACCAAACCAAAGCCAGAGCCAAAAUCAGAGAUCAAACCAAAACCAAAGCCAGAGCCUAAACCAGAAAUCAAACCAAAACCAAAGCCAAAAUGCGAGCCCAAACCAGAGACCAAACCGAAACCAAAGCCCAAAGAAAAGUCUAAACCAAAACCAAAAUCUGAACCCAAACCAGAGACCAAGCCAAAACCAAAGCCAAAAAUAGAGACAAAACCAAAACCAGAACCAAAGCCAGAGCCAAAGCCAACCAUUCCAAUUCAGAAGCCAUAUCCCCAUCCUUUCUUUAAGAAGCCACCAUUUCAUCAACCCAUUUUUAAGUUCCCACAUCCUAAGAAGCCAUGUCCUCCCUCAUCUUCUUAAAUUAAUAGUGUGGUAGCUCGAAUUUCAUUUGCUUUCAAGUGUUGCAAAUGAAGGCUUCUUAUAUUGGUUGAAAAGGAGAAUUAUAUGGGAAAUAAUAUAUUGUGGUUAUUAAAUAAGGUUGAUUUAGUGUGUAAUAAAAUUGUGUCAAUGUUUCUUUCCAAUGGAGAGGAACAUGUGAAAUAUAAUGUAUGGUACUAUCUUUUUUUAUUAAUUGCAGUCGAAGUGAUGAGAUAUAUUAAAAUAUA
Molecule: messenger RNA, 929 nt
Organism: Humulus lupulus (European hop)
Lineage: Eukaryota; Viridiplantae; Streptophyta; Magnoliopsida; Rosales; Cannabaceae
Exons: 2
Coding region: 73-684 (203 amino acids)
Source: RefSeq, a predicted model, not a curated record